Molecule: messenger RNA, 2429 nt
Organism: Lates calcarifer (barramundi perch)
Lineage: Eukaryota; Metazoa; Chordata; Actinopteri; Centropomidae
Product: death domain-associated protein 6
Exons: 9
Coding region: 549-1964 (471 amino acids)
Molecular function (GO): histone binding
Source: RefSeq, a predicted model, not a curated record
GUGUGGCUUUUACCAGGAGAUUUAGCUAAAUUUAAAGUUGUUGAAUGAGUGAUGUACAAUGUAGGAGAAUAGAUGUAUAAUAAGACUUACAAGCAGGCAAUGUGAAGGAGUUACUGGCCAAAAUACUCUCAGCUCGACUACAGCGCCUUUAUCCAAUGGCUAUCGACGUUACUGACCGUCAACCAAUCAGAGGCGUUGAUGCUGACAGGACUUUAGCGGGUACAUUUUCGAUCUCGACUCGACAGCAAGACAAGUAGACGAGCAUUGUUUUGGUAAAUAGAAAGUCUGCGGGAUUAAAAACACGAUUUUAUAGAGCACCUCGGACCCGUCAGUUUAACGAAUUAUGUGAUUUUAAAGAAUCCAGCAUGCGGACUUUUCUUUUGGUUCGUUUAUUUUCUUACUUCGCAAAGUCCAAGCGCUAACUAGCUGCCUGGUGCUAAUGUUAGCUAACUCUAACAGUGUUUUAACGAUGCAUCGUGGCGGACCUUUAUCUCCCUUUGUUGUCACGUCUAACUGCUCAUAAACAAGAGAAACAAUCAACAUUUUGGAUGGCGGUGGCUCCCGCCUCGAUGGCGGAUAAGAUCAUAGUCCUUGACGACGAUGAAGAGGAGAGUCCUCAGCCCUCCUGUGCUACCCCCACCUCGCCCCCUGAGCAUGUCUCGCCUGUCCAAGCUCAGCAGCCAACUCCCACUCACAUUACCCAGUCUCCUUUUGCCUCAGCGAAGAAGCAAACCCAUGUUCUUCAGGCAGAGAAUGAGAGGUUGUUCACUGAGUUUGUGGAUCACUGCUCGCCCCUUACCCAGGACUGCCCCGAGGUCUUGACCUUCCUCCAAACCAAACACUCCAAGGCCUCUCCCGAGUAUCUGUCAUCCGUGGAGUUCAGGAACACCCUGGGACGAUGUUUGACUCGCGCUCAGGCCAACCGCUCUAAAACAUUUGUCUACAUCAAUGAACUGUGCACUGUACUCAGGCAGCAUGCUGCCAAGAAGAGGCAGACCCUCACUAAAGUUGAGCCCGGGUCUUCUACCUCAACAUCAAGUACUCUCCAAUCUACCUCUGUUACGCUCAAAAGUAAAGACAAGACUAAAGGUAAGAUGGAUGAGGAGGAGAAAGGAGUGAAACUGGAAGAUGAGCAACCUUCCACCUCAGGGCUGCAGGAGAACAACAAAGAGGAGGAACAAGAAGCACAGAAAAAGGCAAAGAGGGCAUCCAGGAAACAGAUAGCGUACCUGGAGAACCUCCUGAAGGUGUACAACAGUGAGAUCUGCCGACUGCAGCAGGCUGAGCUGAGUUUAGACGACCUGGGAGCUGAGGACUCUUUGUACAUCCAGGAGCACAAGCUCAAACGCAAGAUGAUGAAAAUUUAUGAAAAGCUGUGUGAACUAAAGGGCUGCGACACGUUAACAGGACGAGUCAUUGAGCAGAGGAUCACCUACAGAGGCACUCGUUAUCCUGAGAUCAACAGAAGGAUCGAGCGUUUCAUAAACAGUCCCGAGGCACAGAGGAACCCUCCAGAUUACCCAGACAUCCUCCAGCAGGUGCUGCGUGCCAACGAACGCCACAACCUUUGCCUGAGCAGAAAACAGCUGAAACAGAUAGCCCAGGACGCCUUCAGAGAGACCGGGAGUCGCAUGCAGGAGAGACGUCACCUGGACCUGGUUUACAACUUCGGCUCACAUCUCACUGACAACUACAAACCUGCUUCAGACCCAGCUCUUUCGGACCCUUCACUGCUGCGAAAGCUGCGAUCGAACAGAGAAGUGGCUCUAUCCCAUCUGGAGGAGGUCAUCAACCAAAUACGCUGUCAAACAAGAGGACACAGAGGAGCAGGAGAGGAACAAACGGACUGGAGAAAGACAAGCAGAAAGAGGGCAACAAAUCAGAAAAGGGAGAAGGAACUAAGAGGUGAAUGGAGUGGCAGAGGAGGAAGAAGAAAUGGAGGAAGAAGAGGGGGAGGAGGAUGAUGAUGAUGAUGAAGAAGAUGAAUCCUCUGAUCCAGACAUAGAGGAGGAGAUCCAGGCCAGCACUCAGCAGGAUGGACCAGACGAUGAUGAGAAUGAGGAGGACAACAGUAACGAGGCGGAGCAAGCAGGAGAUGACGCCAACAAGGAGGAUCAGACAGACGGGUUGUCAGAAAGCGCUAAAGACGAGGAAGAAGAGCCAGUCACAAGUGGACUCAGUCCUCUUACUGAUGACAGCAAGUCCCAGAUCUCUCUGUCUGACAUCCCCUCCCCUAGAGACAGCCCAGCCAAUCAGAGGCCAUGCAGACUGAUAACCAGACGCCUCUGUCUAAUGGUAACCUUGCAGGAUUAGAGGAACCUGUGGAUUCCUCCAGUCAUGAGCCUGCAUCCAAUGGGGUGUCUUUACCCCUGUCACCAGCAGUGAUCUUAGAAAAAUGUGACAUACAGACCACCAACGGCACGUCGCCG